Aplysia californica (California sea hare) is the source of this 1077-nucleotide messenger RNA. RefSeq lists its product as uncharacterized. Lineage: Eukaryota; Metazoa; Mollusca; Gastropoda; Aplysiida; Aplysiidae. Gene Ontology annotation, biological process: DNA integration. The record is from RefSeq and is a predicted model, not a curated record. Gene Ontology annotation, molecular function: nucleic acid binding. The transcript has a single exon. The coding region runs from base 1 to 1077 and encodes 358 amino acids.
AUGACUGUCGCAGACUCCUUGUCCCGAAGUCCAGUAGUGAGCACCGAGCCUGAAGAAUUUGGAGAAGAAAUCGAGGCUCAUGUCGCUACAAUCCAGAUGUCAUGGGAUGCCACGGAUAGCACACUUGACGAAAUCAGAAACGAGUCUCAACAGGAUCCAGCGAUCAGUGCUGCGAUACAGUACACCAGAGGCGUUUGGCCGAAAUUCAUUCAAAACGUCAGGUCCGAAGCUCGCGACCCCUACGCAGUCUCCAGUGAACUGAGCGAAGUCCAUGGACUACUAGUCAGAGGCAACCGAAUCGUAAUCCCCAAGGCAAUGCGAGGAGAGAUGCUCAGCAGGAUCCACGACGGUCACCUCGGAGUGUCGAAGUGUCGAGAACGGGCCAAAUCUUCCAUUUGGUGGCUUGGUCUCAGCUCCGAGAUACGGGAAGUCGUCUCAAGAUGCAACCAUUGCCAGCAGAAACGUCCAGCACAACCAAGCGAACCUCUAACCCCGACAACUCUACCUGAGCGGCCGUUCCAAAUGGUUGGUGCUGACCUCUGCAACUACAAGGGACAUGACUACCUGGUACUCGUGGACUACUUUUCACGGUUCUUAGAGGUGGCCUACAAUCCAGACACCACCUCAGAGACUGUUGUGUACAAACUGAAAAACAUCUUCGCUCGGUUUGGCAUUCCAGAACUACUGGUGACUGACAACGGUCCCCAGUUUGUGUCAGACCGUUUCCACAAGUUCGCCAAGGGCUGGGGGUUUAAACACACGACCAGCAGUCCUCAUUUUCCCCAGAGCAACGGCGGGUCGGAGAGAACAGUCGAGGAAGCGAAGAAAGCCUUGAUUCAGGACGACCCAUUUCUCGCACUCCUGAUCUACAGGUCUACACCGGUGUCACCGACGGGGGCGAGCCCAGCGGAACUUGCUCUUGGGCGACGCCUGAGGACGACCCUGCCAACUCUACCGUCAAACCUGAAUCAGCAGGUCUACGAAAGGGCGAAGAUUGCAGCCAGAGACGCUAAGUCGAAGCGUAAGUACAAACAAGUUUUGACAGACGUCACGGAGCCCAGAACCUCCCGGAGCUGA